This is a messenger RNA of Zea mays, 1815 nucleotides long. RefSeq lists its product as uncharacterized. Bases 187 to 1374 code for a protein of 395 amino acids. Gene Ontology annotation, cellular component: endoplasmic reticulum tubular network. The transcript has 5 exons. NCBI's taxonomy places the organism in Eukaryota, Viridiplantae, Streptophyta, Magnoliopsida, Poales, Poaceae. The record is from RefSeq and is marked validated. Gene Ontology annotation, biological process: endoplasmic reticulum tubular network organization.
GCCACGGCCACGGGGGGCGCUCUCGAGAGAAAGAUCCAGCCCCAAAGGCCCAAACCCGAAACCCCUCUCUUCUUCCUCCUUCCAUUGGGGUCGCGUCCAACAAGAGGUUGGCCAGCCAUCCCGCGCGAGCCACUUCCUCUCUCCUCCCCAUCGGAUCCAGCGCCACGCGGAUCCGCAAGGCAAUCCAUGGCCUCUACCCAGGCGGAAGCGGAGGCGGGGGCACCGGCCCCGCCCGAGGCGGCGGAGGCGAAGGAGAAGGGCAAGCAGGGCGGGGUGCUGGGGAGGGUGUGGCGGGCGCUCUUCGGUGGCCGCGAGGACUUCGAGAAGCGGCUGCAGUACCUGUCCAAGGAGGAGGCAGCCGUGCACGCGCGGAUGCGCCGGCGGACGCAGUUCUCGCGCCGCGCCGUGCGGAACCUCAUCGUACUCUCCGUCCUCGCCGAGGUGUUAGCUGUUGUUUAUGCCAUCAUGACGACAAGAAAUGAGGAUCUAACUUGGCAAAUGAGGGCAAUACGAGUGCUACCUAUGUUCAUUCUUCCUGCUGUAUCCUCUGUCAUAUAUUCAACAGUUGUUAACUUCACAAGGAUGUUUGAGCAGAAAGACCAGAAGACCCUUGAAAAAUUGAGGGCUGAGAGGAAAGCCAAGAUUGAUGAGCUUAAAGAGAGAACAAAUUAUUAUCUAACACAGCAGCUUAUUCAGAAAUAUGAUCUUGAUCCAGCCGCAAAGGCUGCAGCAGCUUCUGUUUUGGCAUCUAAGCUUGGGGAGGAGACUGGCUUAAAAGUUCAUGUUGGAGAAGAACCAAAGCUGGAUGCUGCAGUGGCCAGAAGCAAUGAUGUUGAGAUAGUACCUUCAGAUGGUUUGAGAAACAGGAAGCAACCCAGUGCAAGAGGAAGCAGGACUGGGAGCCCCACUUCUCAUACCCCAGCACAGGGAACUGAAACUAAUCUACCUCCUGCUCCUGCUAGUGCUGGCCUGGAAACUGCACCAGCUCCAGUGGUGGUAGAGCAUCAUCAAGGUUCAGGGGCUAGUGAUGGUGGUGGAUGGAUUGCAAAGAUUGCUGCCUUACUUGUGGGGGAGGACCCAUCACAGUCGUAUGCUUUGAUAUGUGGCAGCUGCCAUAUGCAUAACGGCUUGGCCCGAAAGGAAGAUUACCCACAUGUUACUUACUACUGCCCGCAUUGUCAUGCAUUAAACACAUCAAAACAGUCCAUGGGGCAAUACUCAGGCUCCAACUCAGGCCGGUCGACCCCUGUUGUUCUGGCUGAUGGAUUAUCUACUUCCAGUUCAGUACAAGAGACUGAAUUGAGUAACCUGACGACAUUGCAGGAGCUACCCGAGGAAGGAAAGACAGACAAGCAACAAGUGGAGGCAAGUUGAUGGUUCUUAUGACUUGUACUGUUGAUGUGUGUGGAACUAGUUUAUCUUUAGACUUAUAUCGUCAUGUGUUCAACUGGUGGAGCCACAAAUUUAGCACUGUUGUAAAUUGGAAAUAGUGAGUGAUAUGAUCCUCGGAAGCAUAGCACGCAAAAACAAGAAAUGGGACAUGGUGUACAUCCUUGAGUGGAUGAUUUUUUGUUGUCAUAUAGAGCGCGAAGUCUUCUUCCUGCGAGACAAAAAGCUAUAUGACGUUCAGACAAGAUGGUGGUGCAGGAUAUAACAUAAGAUCAUUGCUUGUUCAGAGAACAGCGACAUGUAGAAUUUUUUGCGUUUGUCUUGACCUUCGGUCUUUUCUUUGUUGUUUGUUACAUUACCACCUUACAGCAUUUCGUACACAGUUUCCUUAUGAUGUUGAAACCGUACUUUUCAUUUGGCGUUGCU